AUUUUUUUCAAUGCAGAGGUCGGGUGACGCCCCUCCCCUGUCUCUCCAGCAUCAGCACCUCCAAACCGAACGAGGCGACCCGCGGCUGGGAAAAGAUGCUGUCCGCGCGAUGCCCACCAGCUUGAGGAAACAUAACGCUGGGACGACUAACCGUGAGACGCUCGAGCCGCUUGGUCAAGGUGAUGAAGGUCCUGAUUUUGUCUUUUGAGGGCGCCGCGCGAAUGUAGGGCUAACACAGGAAAGCCAAGCAAACAAAAGGCAUCCAGCCCCCCUCCUCUGACGCACCUGGCUGCCCUGUCGCCACUUGACAUGACAGCGCAGAGCUGGGAGCAGAGCAGCAGGAUCAAGGGGCACCGACGUGCAGCCGGACGUGUGGACUCGACAAAGAACAGGGGAGCCACCGGACGCACGGCGGAGAAGCAGCAGCACUCCAGGGGAGGCCGGAUUGCAGUUUCUGGGGACGAGCGCCAAGGGCAGUGCGGCAGUCAGCAGGCAGACCGGGGGGAGGAGGCUGCGGAGAUCUGUGAUACUUCCCCCCCAGGCCCCAUUGCACUCUCCCCUACACAUCAAAAUAUGAUGGUGGAUGAUUUUAUGUUUGAUCAAUGGUGACUGUGAUACUCCCUAUACUUUAUAUAUUUGUUUUUAUCCUUCCCAACCAAUCAGUGGUGAUGGGCAACUAAAAAAUCAGAUCUGCUCUUCAGGCAAGGGUGGAACCCGGAGGGGACUGAUGUGCAUACUAGCUAAGUAUCAUUUGCUCCCUACUUCUCUGGUUUUGCUCAUUUUGCUUGUCGCCUGGACUAUGGGCUGUAUUCAGAGCAUUGCAUGCAAGCCCCGCAUCAGACGGGAGAACAUUGUGGUGUAUGAGGUGUCGGCCUCUAUUGACCAGUGUCCCACCAUCAUUGAGGAGAACUCACCGAUUGUGCUCCGUUACAAGACGCCUUACUUCAGGGCCUCAGCAGGGGUUGUGAUGCCACCAGUGCCCCGCAAUGAAACCUGGGUGGUGGGCUGGAUCCAAGCUUGUACCCAGAUGGAGUUCUACAACACCUAUGGGGAUAUUGGCAUGUCCAGCUGGGAGUUACCAGAACUGCGAGAGGGUCGUGUCAAAGCCAUCAGUGACUCGGAUGGCGUGAGCUACCCUUGGUACGGCAACACCACCGAGACAGUCACCCUGACCGGACCCACAUCCAAACCGUCCCGUCUGACGGUCAGUAUGAAUGACAACUUCUACCCCAGUGUAACCUGGGCAGUGCCCAUCAGUAACAGCAACACACCCAUGUUGACCCACAUCACCAGGGACCAGAGCUUCAUCACCUGGCUGGUAGCCAUGAACUCCGUCACCAAGGAGCGUAUCGUGUUGCAGACGGUUCGAUGGAGGAUGCGGGUGGACAUUGCCGUGGACCCAGACAUGCCUCUGGGCUCUCGGGCCUCUUUGGUGGGCUGUCCUUACCAGGAGCAACCGCACAUCCUUAACUACCAGGAGCCCAUUCCUCCCAACGCACUGGGGAGGCCGAAUGCUAAUGACGCCCAAGUGCUAAUGUGGAGGCCAAGGAGAGGGGCACCACUAGUGGUCAUACCGCCAAAAUAAAAGUAUAAUUGUUCCCUUUUGCAGAAAGAUGGGGAUGAAGGUGAUCAAGUCUUGAAGACUAUCAGAGGAGAAAUGAUUUCCCCACGCUGGAGAUGCCAGUGGCUCAUUAUCCCCGAAAGAUUUAGGUGGACAAUUAUAACGAGCCAAAGUGGAUAUUAUGUCUUGCAUCUGACACAGUACGGUGUCAGAAUGGAAGUAUACAGAGAACUAGUGCCAAGGGCCUCGCUUGCAUUGAGGCUUGUUCGGCCCUCAACGAGUUUGGACUGCUUUUAAAAGUUCUGCCUGCUUUUUAGCAAAGAAGGAACGCUGUUUUUUAGACGUACCACAGAGGUAUUAGACCACAACAAGAACUGCAUCCUGCAUCCUUAUGUAGAUCUCAUUGCAUGAGAGAGUGAGAGAGAGCCACAUAAACUGUCUUUGAGAAGUUUAAGAAUAACAUUUGUUUUGUAUAACUUGAUACCUGAAGACAUUUUGAUUGAAAAAUCAGCCAAAAAAAAAAAAAGGAAAAAGAUUUAGGCUGGUUUAACCUCGUCAGUGCCAACAAAGGCCUUUUUCAGCACACUCAGUACCAGAGUUAAAGGAUGUAUUCAGAAGAUUUAAAAGAGACAAAGUAUUAAAGUAUUAUCUUUUUAGUUUAAGAUGAGCUCAUGCAUCAGUCAGAUUGUAUUAAGAGCACUCACCUUGCAUAAAAGAAAAACAAAUAUGCUGUAGUUUUCACUCGAGUUUUGCUAAUACAACAACGUAUUUUCAACUCAAUUGCCUCUGUAGUGCAGCUGUUGUUGUAUUCAGACGGGCGACAAACUAUCAGAGCGAUGAGCUGGACUUGUUACCACACUGAAUAAAUAAUGUUGGCUCUGCUUUUAA
Messenger RNA from Scatophagus argus, 2449 nucleotides. RefSeq names its product family with sequence similarity 78 member Ba (gene fam78ba). The coding region runs from base 584 to 1585 and encodes 333 amino acids. The record is from RefSeq and is a predicted model, not a curated record. The transcript has 4 exons. Lineage: Eukaryota; Metazoa; Chordata; Actinopteri; Scatophagidae.